CUUACCUCUCGGUCUUCUCCCACUCUCCUCCCGUCGUCUCCAAUGGAACCGGCGGCGGCGGCUGCACGCGCUCCGCUCACCGCCUCCCCUACCCCUCCGACGCCGUACGUCCCUCGCCUCCUCCCCAGCUGCCGGACCGUCUCUCGCCUCCCUCGACCAAACCUAGGGUUCGCCGCGGCGCCACAUCCCCUCCUGAAAUCCGCCACCGGCGCCGUCGUUGGCCCGACCGGCGCCACCCACCCAUACACCUCCCUGCCGCCUCGUCCCACCUCCACCGCCACUUUUCCUGUCUGCAUCUUCUCCUCCGGCCAGACCCUCCUCUUUUGCGCAUCUUGCAACUCCUGCCGCUGGUCUUCCCCACGGGCGGCGUUGCCUCCCCCCUCCCCCCGCACUCUCCAAUUAGACUGGAGGGCUUCGCAUAUUCUCAUGGUGUUUUCUCAAGUGUAAUUCGAACGGCUCUAUGUCUCUUAUGAGCCUGGACUUUUCCCUGGCCUGAUCUAAUGACAGAGCAACGGAAGAUGGUUCUUCUGAUUUUUGUUUCACGCAAGAUUGUUUUGACUGGGGCAAAGGUGAGAGAAGAGAGAUACACUGCGUUUGAGAACAUAUAUUCUGUAGACUGUACUCACGGAGUUAAAAAUGUCCAGCAAUAGUAUGUAACAUAAGCUUAGAACUGCAUGGAUGGAGAGGGGGAGAAGGUAGGCAACAUCCUUCCACACGUGAUUAUUAUUUCUGCAACUAUGGCCAUAAAUAGAUUGAGUUUUAGUUUUCUGAUCUGUUUUCUGAAUCAAUAUGUUUGUUUAGUGUUUAGACAACACAUGUUGAAACUCUUGCACAUCUGAAACUCUGGUGGUGUCCCAUGUAUAUGAAGGAUGAACUCCCUCCUUACAGAGUAGAUUUGUGUAUGCACUUGUUUGGACAGAGCACUGAACCUUUGUUAACCAGAUUGACAUUGGUGAGCAUUUGUGCAAUUGUCUAGUUAAUCAGUUAUCUGAUAUGCCUUAGUUUCCAUCCUUUUUGGAUUUCUGUACUAGUAAUUUGUACCGUUGCUAGUAGUGCUCGGAGAGAGGGGAAAUAACCGCUAGUCCAGAUAAACAUGUGCUUGUUCAUAAAAAGGAUGUCAGACUUAUGUUGGAUCCAAGAGAGCAUCAUUCCUAUGCUUUUUGUAGUGUUUUGGGUGUUAUUUUGAUUGUAGGUAUUAGUUAGAAUUUUUAAUGCUCCCUCCCUCUGAUCCAUAAUAAGUGUCGCUGAUUUAGUACAACUUUGUACUAAAGUUGUUCUAAAUCAGUUAUGGAUUGGAGGGGGUAUAUGUUUUGUUCAAGGUGCCAAUCCUCCCCUAUCCCUAGCCGCCUGUUUUUUUGUCCAUGUUUUUGCGCCUCCACUUCCCAAGCAAUGCCUGGUGAUAUAGAACUGCAAUGUUCUUUUUUUGUGUAACUAAAGAAUUGGAUCCCAUUUAUUGUUGGAUGUAACUUCAAUUUUUAAAUGUUACAUUUGAGUGAGUUAGAUGUAAAUUUCAGGUUAGGAGUUACUUUACGAUUCUACUGGAUGUAGUUUCAACAUAUGUCAGUUAUUUUCAUGAGUUCGGUAGAUGUAGUUUUAAGGUUAAAAGUUACUUUCCUGAUUGUUUAGAUAUAAUUAUGAUGUUAAAAGUUACAUCUGCUUGUGAGCUUGCAGAAAAUAAAUUUUGGUAGUUGUGUGGAGUUCUCAUAGAACAAAAGAAGAGGGUCCUGAUUUUUCAGAUGUAAUUGCGACGUUAAAAGUUACAUCUACUUGUGACCUAGGAAAAAGUAAAUUUUGGUAGUUGUGUGGAGUUCUCAUAGAACAAAAGAAGAGGGAGAUCUGAUAAAGCAGAGGAGGUGCGGCGAUGGAAAUGAAGAGGUGGAUUUUUUUCGUAUCACGUGAGACCACAACAAGAGGAGAGAAAGCAUGUGUUACCUGCUAUUUGGGGACCACACAUGACAGGCAUUGAAGAUGGUCAAUUUUGCUCUUGCCAAUUGUAUGUGAUGCUAAGUGGGGAUUCAAGAGUUGUCUAACUGUUUUGGUGGAUUUCUUUUCCUCGUUUGCAGAUUUGCUAGUCUGUAUGGAGGAUAACUUGUGUACAUUCUCUCCAUGCAUUUCGUUUGUUCUAGUUGGUGUUCUUGGCCAGAAGUUGGAUAAUGGAGAGACAAAUCGGGGUCUCUUUUUUCCAUAUGGAUUGAUGACUUCAGCGGCUAAAAGGAAGGGCUCACCAUGCCUACAAGAUGACAAUUCUAGGAGUGAUAAAAAAUUGAGAUAUUCAAUGCCAAGCCUUCCAGAGGACAUCUGGCAUCAUAUACAUUCUCUGCUUCCACUACGAGAUGCUGCACGCACAGCCUGCGUGUCCCGUACAUUUCUAGGUUUUUGGAGAUGCUAUCCCAAUCUCACCAUAACUAGGGAAACGUUGGGUUUGGUCCGUUUGGAAGACGAAAAGGACGGAAUGUCAUAUGAAACAUCGUGUGAUCUUGCAACAAAAAUUGACCACAUUCUGAGAAACCACUCAGGCACUGGCGUGAAGGCACUCAAGCUUGAAAUAAAUGAUUUUCCGGUUUUCUGCACAUACGGUGAUCUCGAUCGCUGGCUUCAUAUUGCUGUUAGACCAGGGAUUGAAAAACUUGACCUUUGGCUGCGUCCGAUUCUUUCAGCUGUGUCUGUGUACAACUUUCCAUGCUCACUUUUACUUAAUGGGAGUGGGAAGUCGCUUCGGCACCUUCAUCUCAGCUCCUGUACCUUCCGUCCCACGGCUGGACUUGACUGCUUAAGAAGCCUGACUAGUCUGGAAUUGUAUGAGGUGCGUGUCACCGAGGACGACUUAAGGUGCCUUCUUUCCAGUUUAGUUGCUUUGGAGGAAUUGAGACUCGUUGAUUGCGAAGAGCUAAUUUUCCUGAAGAUACCUAGCCUGCUGCAGCGGCUCAGCAACCUGGUGGUACAUGAUUGCGAAAAUCUGGAAGUUAUAGAGAGCAAAGCCCCUAAUCUCUCCGGUUUUGAAUAUAUGGGCCCCCAAGUACAGCUAUCACUUGGAGAUUCAUUGCAAGACAUUUACAUUAACGGUUCAGGUCGGGGUUGGGACAUUGUUCAUUAUGCUUGGGCCAAGCUUCCGUGCAUGGUGCCAAAUCUUGAAGUUCUUGAGAUAUCUACAUCUUAUUUGAGUGAUACACUGGUUGUACCAGCUGGCAAAUUCCUCCACCUCCGGCACCUUUUUAUUGAUGGUUUUUGCCGGCCAGACUAUGAUCAUUUCUCUCUAGUUUCUUUUCUUGAUGCUUGUCCUUACUUGGAGACCUUCAGGUUGUUUGUAGAACACGAUUUCAUGGAGGAUGAAUUGGUCUUGGGAGAUUUUUCUCAUGAUCUAAGGCAGAUGCCAGGACAUUUGCAUAGCAACAUCAAAGAUGUGCAGAUCCUUGGCUUCUAUUCUACAAAGAGCAUCAUUGAGCUGACAUGCCACAUUCUUGAGAAUGCAACGUCGCUCGAGUCCCUUACACUGGACACUUCUUACACUGCAAUUCUGUGUUCUGACAGCAAAAACGGUAAAUGCCUCCCAAUGAAUAGGGAUAUGAUCAUGGAGGCGCAUAAAGCGCUUUUGGCUGUGAAAAGAUACAUCUUGGGGAAAGUUCCCUCUAGUGUUGAGUUAAAAGUUGUGGAGCCCUGCAGCCGGUGCAAUGAUCUUGAAAUUUUGGUUCAGGAAAGGAAGCUUGUGGAGCCGGCCCAAUCGGAGUCAGCUCAAGAAUUUCCUCUUGGCAAGAAUAAGUGACUUCUAAGCCAGCUACCUGGUUGGCUUUGUAUUUUCCUCUGGCUGCACCAUUUGUUUAUGUAUUAUGUUUAUUUUUUUGCGAGAAAGUGUUUAGUUAUGUAAUGUUACCAGAGAAAGAAUAGGUGGCUUUUUGACAACUUUUUUUUGCUUCAUCAAGUUACCACAACUGUCAGUUGUUUAGGUCUUGUGACUUUUUAUGGGUUCUUCAUUUCUUACAAAAUCUUCACCGAGCUCUGGCAUUCUGUUCUCA
Molecule: messenger RNA, 4010 nt
Organism: Brachypodium distachyon (stiff brome)
Lineage: Eukaryota; Viridiplantae; Streptophyta; Magnoliopsida; Poales; Poaceae
Exons: 9
Coding region: 2078-3760 (560 amino acids)
Molecular function (GO): protein binding
Source: RefSeq, a predicted model, not a curated record